Molecule: messenger RNA, 2301 nt
Organism: Sycon ciliatum
Lineage: Eukaryota; Metazoa; Porifera; Calcarea; Leucosolenida; Sycettidae
Exons: 4
Coding region: 501-1568 (355 amino acids)
Source: RefSeq, a predicted model, not a curated record
UAUUUGUAGUCGGUACUAUCGGUGGUAUCCAUAUAUCGCGCCAGAUCCAAGCAGCAGCCCACACGGUCGUUCAUUUUCUUCCCCAGCUUUACGGUCGUCUCCGUGGUCAGCAAAACCCGCAGUCUCCUCGUAAGUCGUAUCGCCAGUGCAGCCUCAGGCAGGGCCAGGGUGCAACAUUACACCCAGCAUUCGAGUUGGCACUACAAAAUUAAUGUACUAUCGUUCGCUGUCGCUUCAAAGCCGAACAGUUAGUAAGCUGCAGACCAGCACCUGGCAGGAAUGGCGGGUAGUAGGCUUUGCUUGCGAGCACACCACCAACUUCUACUACUAGUAAGACUUAGUAACGUUGAGCAGACUAGACUGCAUCGAAUAGCUGUCCCUGUUACGACGGACUAAUUCCUUGUCGGAUAACUGCAGUCCCAAAUCAGGACUGACUGGUCCCGACGGCCGCAAUACUACACGACAAGUUAUUUCCGUCACAACCGUUGAAGGCGGCCGCCAUGACGAAGCUCCUGACAGGAAACUCUCUUCAACAACCGCUAGUGCUGCCACUAACCAGAAUCCUACUGCAAUGUGCACUAGUACUGAUGGCUGCUGGUCGUAUUUCUGCUCACCCAUUUCCAUACGGGGAUUCCAAAGCGAAAUGCACGUGUGCCGGAGGAGAUGAGGAACGCAGCGGCUGCGUGCCCCAGUUCAUGACGUACAUGAGUGGCGGCGAUCCGUUCCUCCAACAGGCCAUUUUCAGCGUGCCAGUCGACGAGAGUCGCAACGAGACCGACGGAACAUGCCUGGUGCAGUUGGCAUCGGAUAUCGAAAACAGGGUGUCAACAGGACAGUGUGGUUUCUUCAGCAACAUGGACUGCCACUUCUACUUCACCACCGCGUUUCCCGAGCUCUACGUGAUCUACUCCGAGUUCACACACUUAGUAAUGGAGGGCUCAUUUAACUGUUUAGCGGACCACGUCGAGUAUCCUCUGUCGGACGGCUCCAUACGGCGCGUUUGCGGCGACAUUGUGGAUAUGGGCUCGGCUUUCAGCUACUAUGGGUCUCUCAACGUGACCUUCCACAGUGACCAUAAUGACAUUGGUGGGAGAGUAGCGGGUUUCAUGAUCGCAUUCAUGCCAUCAUUAGAUGAACAUUUCACAGCAAGGACCAGAAGAUCCACGGAUCACCAGGACAUGUACACUAUUGUCAACGAUGAUGAGUCACUCUCUGAUGCGGGUUACGAUGAUGAAACUGCCCGUCGAGCAGCCAUGCCAGCAUUCCACAGCACAAUGUCCACCAGUGCGAGAAGCUGGCAGAUCCCGGAUUCAACCAUUCUACCCACCAUGCGUAAGCUACUGGAUUUCCACGACAGGGGAAAAGUGAGUAUGCAGAAAACACAAAAGUUGAUGGGGCUUUGGCGCUGCGGAAACUGCCGACGCCUCAUGAGAAUGGUGGCGCCUCGGAAGUGCAUGCCGUUCUGGCGCCUACUGGGAGUUCCGAGCAGUGCCCUGUGCACACGACUGUUGAACCGUGUGUGGCAAGCGGCAACGAAUAUGACCUGGCCGCCAUUGCUUGAUCAGUGAUUCACCCCUGCUGCGUCCUUGAUGUACUGCUCAAGCCAGGCAUAGCAUGUCCGGGCUGGAAGUAAACGAACACCCCAGUGCAAUGCCCGGCGGCAAUCAAUAUGUCAGGCAUCGCAAGGUCCGGCGCCAGCAGACUGCAAUGUAACUAAUGUUACACUAUGUAGGGUUCUGUCCAGUGUGGUGGCUACCAUACUCUUUCACAUGCAAUGUAUGAUGUUAUAGUUCAGCAAGACUGCAUGGCUGGAACAGCUGCUGCUAGUGCUCUGCAGCUAGAGAGUGGAUGUGAUGCAUGUAAUCAUGUGCCCUUAGAACCUCUUAAACUUUGUAGCACACAUAUUCAUCGUAUAGUUUGCAGUUAUCAUCAGUCUCUGUACAAUUAUGGGAUCUCUUCUUUGCCAGUACUUAGUCAACUAACUAUUACUUAGUGCGCUCUGUCACUGUCUUUGGUACAUACACACUGUAGUUACCAUGGUAACUAGUGUAGCUCAGUGGAAGGUAGCUACUAGCUAGUGCAUGAGUUUGACAGUAUUAGUGAUUAGUGUGUUUUCUUUUCGUACGUUCGUAUUGAUCUUCAACCUCCCUGAGAGAAUAAUUAUGGUAAUUCGGCCAGUACUGCUGGCUACUGCUACCAGCGUAACACCAACGGCAUCUAUGUAUACUGUACAUACAUGUAAUUGUUGUACUGAGUGAUGUGUUAGUAUUAUUGUCAUUUUGCAGCAAUGUGGAUACAACA